GCAAUGAAGCUUCUUAUAGCUGUGGCUCUGUUGGUUGUUGGACUCUCCCCUAGCCCAGGCUUCAGUCAGUUUGAUGAGGGCUCUGGACAGACUACUGAGGCACUAACUGAUGCAACAACUGAAUCAGAUAUCCUAACUGAUGUACCAACUGAUGCACCAACUGAGGCACCAACUGAUGGAUCCGUAUCAGUUGACAGUGUGGAUUUCUAUUACUUUUCCGAUGCUGUCGACAUACAGAUCCUCUUUAACAACUUGAUGGAGAAUCCAUUUGUAAACGAUGACGAGUUUUUUUCGGUGGAUCAUACGUCUGAUGUACCGUGCUUUUUGAACCAAUUUGUUUUUAGAAAUACGUACACGAAUGAAAUCUUCCAAGCAGAAUACGGGGGCGUUUGCGAAUCCGACCGUGUCAACUCCACCCUGAUCACCAUGAAUCCUAGAGAUUUUCUCAGGAUGGUUAGGAAUGAGUUUAUCGAUACAACCUCUACUAUGCCCGUGGAAAUGUACAGUGCAGAUAUGCUUGGAGCUCCGUUCAACCUUCGAAUAGAACCAAAUAAUGCCAUUCUGUGUGACUUGAGAUUGAAUUUGCACCAUGUAUUCAUUGAUAGCUUUGAUUAUUGGACCGAUGAGGGGAUUCUUCUGAUUCAUUUCAAUGCUUUCAUUGAUGUUGCGACUGUCAAUGCCAGCAAGCUAUCACUCUCUCGCAAUUACUAUCAAGAUGAUAUAAAUGACUUAGUUUAUAUUACGGGUGGCGAAGUACUGAACCAGUCGCCUGGCUUAACAUCAUCUGUGGCUAUAAGACUGACUUCUAGUGAUCUAGCUCUUGUUGCGAGCACAGGAAUAUGCACUGGUAGUGAUGGGAAUUUCAUUGACGACUGUUACCUUGACACAAAAUCAGGAUUUGCUACCGCGUAUUAUGGAAUAGAGGUUGAUCCUACUGCUAGCGAUACAUAUUUUUCUUAUUUUAUUGAUAAAAUCCGGACGGCAUCCACAGAUUCUGAGCCAGUGACUAUGUCCAUUCAGCUGGAGUAUGUCGAUGGAUUGACUCUGAACCUGACGCUAGAUUUAGGUCAGCCAUUCAGUGUUCGAUCGUCUCUUGGCGAGAGGAUUAUCAGUGUGACGUGUACUAGCAGGGACACUAACGAAAAUGUGAACCCCAUGCUGGAGAUUGACAAUGGUGCAGUGUCUAUUCCACCUAACUACAUCCAGAAUGAUUGGCCCAGCUCUACCACCUUGAACGCACCCAGGGGGCUAGCUGAGUCUGGUUUGGAAGGCUAUUACACGUGCAGGACAGAGGGAAAUACUUUCUUCAGCCCUCACCUUCUGCAUUCCAAUGCUUUUCGUAUCUUUUUCUACCAAGGAUCCUCUGCUACAGCUGAUGUACAUGAAGACAUUGUACUCCGCUUUGCACACACCGGUUUUACUACUGAUUUUUUUUAUGAUCUUCGUGGUGAUCGAUUUAAUUUGUUUCAUGAACCUGAUGUACAACUGGCAACUUUUGAGUACCAUUUCGAAAUAAACACGUUGUUUCCACAUCAUGUUGAGCUGCACAUCAACAGGAUCCAAUUUGACUACGAGGGAGAGUAUUCUAUCGUAUACGAUUUUAGUUUUCAAUUACGACCAAACUUUGUUAUCAAUGUAAACAAACCUGAACUCACUCUCUACCCACCGGUCCUGACUGUGCUCAGCUCUGACCCUCCCGAUACAACAGCCUCUCUCACUUGUACAUCUGAUAAUACAAAUGUUCUUGUGCUGUUCUCUGGAGAUUACACAUCACUGGGUAUUACGUCUACCUACCUGGAUGACACCAAUAGCUCUGUGAGAUUGGAUUUUGAACUGAACGAAAGCAAUAUUGGCAUGCUAGAGGGGAUGAAGUUUAUCUGUGAGGCCAGGGACCCCGAUGUUCUUAACUCUACUGUGUCAAUAGCUAGCUCCACCUUCAGGAAAGUGUCAGCUCCUCUGACUCUCUUUGAAAUUAAGCCGUCUAGCCGUAAGCAAGUUAUCGAUGGUGCGAUGAUUAAUACAGCCAGUUCGUUUGAAUGUCUCUGGUAUAUCAAUCCUACACGAACGGAUCUUGAGAUCAUCCCUGAGACGUUGUUCUGGAGAAUCAACCACUUGGAGACAAAAAAAGAAAUAGAAUUCACUUCAGAUGUUAGUGGCGAGGAUUUUAUAGUCACUACCCUCGAGAAUGGUAUCACUCUGAAUAUUCUCGGUGGCUUCCUUGGAAGCGUUUCGUGUAUUAAUGGCGAAGAUAGUAUAAGUAUCAAUGUUGUCACUAACGAGGAUGUGCUAACCACCACUGCUGCACCAGACACUGAUACUAUUCCUACUGACACUAUUCCUAAUGCCGUUGUCGUGGAGAUCAACGGAUUUACUCCUUCCACGUUCACUCUUGAGAAUCAGAGGCGCUUCAGAGAAGCCACAGCAGAUGCUGUCAAUGCUUACUGUGAGGACAAGGAGUGUCUGGUAGCAUACCCUCAGGCAAGAUCAAGGAGGAACACGCUCACGGCUGACAAUCUCUACAUUGCUGACAUCACUAGCACUGGAGAUUCUAGAGUCAGCUUCAACUUGUACGCUCGUUUAGAUAGUGGCACCAUCAGCGGCAGUGCCUUGGUAACGGCUGUACUGGAUCACCAUGACGAGUAUGCAGUCCUAGGCUUUAAUGUGGCCAGUGUAAAGCUGCCUACAAAGUCAACCACCAUUCUGACAACCAACCAGAUCAUUGGUAUUGGUCUUGGAAUCCUAAUACUGGUCCUUCUUCUCAUUACUAUCACAUGGAUUUGUGUCAAGUUUCGAUCAAAGCAACCCAUUACUGGAGGAGACCUCACGUAUGCUAGCCCUAGUUUUGACAUGAAGCCAGUACCCCACGAGUGCCUCGAAGAACAAGAACAAGCCGUGGGACUAGAGUCUGAGGAGAAGCAAGGGGAUCUCAACUAUGAGAGAUAUAAGAUCAUUUAAUAAUCUAGUCUUAACAACAACAUCAUUUUGGUGACAGUUAUAAGUAGCUUAGCUGCUGAACUUAUAGUUAUGAUUUGUCUUUUAGAACUAUAUCAUCUCUUACUUGUUCCCUUGAAGUAAAAUGAAGUGAAUAGUGUUUUUCUGACCAUAA
This is a messenger RNA of Halichondria panicea, 3106 nucleotides long. RefSeq lists its product as uncharacterized. The transcript is spliced from 13 exons. The record is from RefSeq and is a predicted model, not a curated record. Bases 4 to 2955 code for a protein of 983 amino acids. NCBI's taxonomy places the organism in Eukaryota, Metazoa, Porifera, Demospongiae, Suberitida, Halichondriidae.